This is a messenger RNA of Stylophora pistillata, 2317 nucleotides long. Its product is annotated as ras association domain-containing protein 1. NCBI's taxonomy places the organism in Eukaryota, Metazoa, Cnidaria, Anthozoa, Scleractinia, Pocilloporidae. Gene Ontology annotation, biological process: signal transduction. The record is from RefSeq and is a predicted model, not a curated record.
UCAUAUUUCACUUUAUACGAACAUGGCGGUCAGCGAGCUAAAAUUGAAGCUUCAGUUUCAGGAUGUGUGUGACAAUCGUAUACAAGUCUUCCUUUCGAGUCGUUUCAUCCUAGGCCCUUAUGCGAACUGAAUUGCAGAACGGCAAUCGUAAUUUGCCCAAGAACAGAAUCCUCGACUGGUUAACAUUGAGGUUGUUGCUCAUUUUUGAAAGAGGUUUGUUGGCUCUUCUCUAUCUGAUAACACAAUCAACAGCUUUGGUAAUGGAAAGUGACGAUGUGUUCUUGAACGAAGAAACGAAACCUCAAAAUCCCAACUCUCUGGAUAGAAAUCGUGCUGAAAUAAAAUCUCACAUGGCGAACGAUCGGGACAGGACUCGCGCUAUAUCUGUACCUCAUAUCCCCGCAGCGAAACAUACUGCAAGUAAUCCAGUGAAAGAUUUCAUCGCAAACUUUGUCAAUAGGAAAGGACCUAAGAAACGAAGCACUAUAAAACGAUCUGUGACCACCGAAAAUGUAAGCGACGAGAAAGCGCUGGUUAGACAUGUCGGUAGUGGUCAUUCGUUUAUUCAACAUCAACUACGGAAUCCUACAUGGUGUGAUUGUUGUGGAGAGUUUAUCUGGGGAAUCUUCAAGCAAUGUGUGCGCUGCAAAAAUUGCAAGUACACAUGUCAUAGGCGAUGCAAAGAGGAUGUGGAUUUAGACUGUACCGGAAGUUGGCUGUAUGAAAGAAUGAUGUCAGUGGAUGAGGUGACCAUGAAGACAUUACAUCUUGUAGGCCAGGGAGAGAAGAGAAAAGAACCUUUCAUGCUUUACACAGAAUCCCCAACAGGAAGCCUUCUUCGCAGGAAAAUUGAUGAAUUCAAUUCAAGCACAACUGGACUUAUAAUGUCCAUGAGGACUGAGGAGACAUACCAAGGCUUCAUUCGUGUGAAUAUGAACUUGCUCCGUCCAAUCCAUAUCAAAGAAGGAGAGACACCCCUGUCAAUUUUUCAGACAGCCGUGCUGUCAAACGAUGAUGAUCUGAAUCAUAAGAGCUCACGACGGACAACAUUUUUUCUUCCACUCGAGACAGAGAAAGCUUUACAUGUGACUAGUGAAACUACUGUUCACCAGGUCAUUGUAGCUCUCCUUAAGAAGUUCAAGGUAGCUGAUAAUCCAAGAAAAUUUGCAUUAUUUGAAUGUUACCAAGAAGAAGAUGACCACGUCAUUCUUCGUCGGAUGUCUGACUUUGAGAAACCCCUGGUGCUAAGGUUACUUUGGGGUGGAGCAGACAUAAGACACAAGUUCUCACUCCAGGAGAAUGAAACAGGAGAUAUUGUGUGGGAGGUAUUCACAACACCAGAGCUUCAAAAUUUCAUGAAGAUACUGGACAGAGAAGAGGAAGAACAUAUAUUGCAGGUGGAAGAAAAGUACAGACUUUACAAGGAAAGACUAGAGCAGGCUUUAGCACUGGUGCAACCAAACCAAACAGUCUGUGAUGAAAAACCACCUUCUGACGAGUCAGAUGAAACAGCAAGAUUAUAAGUAGAUAGCAGUGCUGUUAUAGAUUUAAUUUGUAUUAUGUGAUUUUCGAAUAGUUACACAUGCACAGAAAAACAAAAAUAUUAAAGGUUUCAAAUAGGAUUACAUGGACAAAUUUUAGUAGUUUUGACACCUAUAUUAGUUUAUUGUAACUACCUUUACAUUGUUGCUUUUAAACUAAUCACAUACAUGCAGGGUGUUUUCAUUGUAAAUCAGAAAAUUAAACAAUUGUUGUAGCUUUAACCCUCUAACUCCCAAGAUCUGAUUGUUAAUUCUCCCCUCUACCUGCUGCAGAUUUUCUUGUAAAUUGGUUACAGGAACUUAGAGUUAAAUCAAGGUAACAACUUCUAUCUGAUACUUUUAAGUAGUCUUUUUGUAUUAAGUAUAUUAAUCAGUAGUUUCACUAGCAACCUUUGUGGCUUCCUUUGGUGUUGAUAUAUGGAAUCCCAUGAAGGUGGGUUCCCACUCUACUGAUAAGCAAUCUUGCAAUCAGUGGGUAAAAAGGAAAAAAGUGUAUGCAAGGGUGGGAAUGUGUAGGUAAGUAGUCUCAUGACUUGUUUUCUGGAGAAUGUAUGGACACUUCAGGGAGAAGUUACAUGUUAAUCAAUUCAGGGAGUUGAGGAUUAAGUGUUUUUAUUCUAGCAUGUAGUUCAGUCUGUUACUCUUCACCAGUACCAUGCAAACUUAUUUCUGAAUGAAAACCCUGGUACCAGUAUGUAAUAAAUAGUGAAUGAAUAGCAGUAUUUAAAAUUGGUGGUUCUCUAAUGACCCAAAGAAUAAACUUUUGAUAACCGUUA